Messenger RNA from Phytophthora infestans T30-4, 640 nucleotides. Its product is annotated as 40S ribosomal protein S15. Gene Ontology annotation, molecular function: structural constituent of ribosome; RNA binding. The record is from RefSeq and is a predicted model, not a curated record. Gene Ontology annotation, cellular component: cytosolic small ribosomal subunit; ribosome. Gene Ontology annotation, biological process: ribosomal small subunit assembly; translation. NCBI's taxonomy places the organism in Eukaryota, Oomycota, Peronosporomycetes, Peronosporales, Peronosporaceae. The transcript has 2 exons. Bases 44 to 511 code for a protein of 155 amino acids.
GGUCGGAGCUGCUCCGUGUACGGGAUCAGUAUUACUGGAAACAAUGGCUGACCAAUCCGUGGAAGACAAGAACCUCGAGCUCGCUGCUCUGCGCAAGAAGCGCGCCUUCCGCAAGUUCAGCUACCGUGGCGUGGACCUGGACAAGCUCCUGGACCUGAACCAUGAGGAGCUCAUGGACCUGGUGAACGCCCGUGCCCGUCGUCGUUUCUCGCGUGGCCUCAAGCGCAAGCCGAUGGCUCUGAUCAAGCGUCUUCGUAAGGCCAAGGCUGCUGCCAAGCCCAUGGAGCGCCCCGAGGGUAUCAAGACCCACCUGCGUAACAUGAUCAUUGUGCCUGAGAUGAUCGGCUCGGUCGUCGGUGUGUACAACGGCAAGGAGUUCAACGGCAUUGAAAUUAAGCCUGAGAUGAUCGGCCACUACCUUGGUGAAUUCGCCAUCUCUUACAAGCCGGUGACCCACGGUCGCCCCGGUAUCGGCGCCACCAACUCCGGCCGUUUCAUCCCGCUUAAGUAAGCGACUUGAAAGGUACACUGCAAGGCAGAUGGAUGUCAUAUUUGAUGUGGUGUCUUCUCUGCUGCUCCCUUUGGGGUUGAGCCAUUGUAAUACACUCUUCUAACUUGGGAGAUCCUUUCCGGAACUUAU